AUGGAUCGCGGAUCAGUGUACGCAUUGAGCGUCUUUGGUUCUAACAAUGACCAGGGCGAAGACACCAAUAUCCAGAUCCAGACCCAGCUAGAGACGUUCAUUCUCGACUUCAGACUCGACAACAGCUUCAUCUACAGAGAUCAACUGCGCGAAAAUGCCCUGCUCAAGAAGUUCUACUGCGACGUCAACAUUGGCGACCUGAUCAAGUUCAAUGAAGAGCUUGCGCAUCGUCUGGUGACCGAGCCCUCCGAGAUCAUCCCCUUGUUCGAGAAUGCGCUCAAGAAAUGCACACACCGUAUCGUCUUCCCUCAUGAGCAGAAAGUCGAUCUCCCAGAGCACCAGCUCCUUCUUCACUCGAAUGCCGAAGAUGUCUCAAUCAGAAAUCUAGACUCUCUCACAAUCUCACGGCUAGUCCGUGUCCCCGGUAUUGUCAUCGGCGCCUCCGUCAUGUCGUCCAAGGCUACGGCUCUCCAUAUCCAAUGCAGAAACUGUGCACAUUCCCGAGACAUAUUCGUCACUGGCGGCUUUACAAGCGUCCAACUCCCCAGACAGUGUGGAAGAGAACGGCAACGUAACGACCCGACGCCAGCCUGCCCACUGGACCCCUACUUCGUCAUACACGAGAAGUCUCAGUUUGUGGACCAACAGGUGAUCAAGCUGCAAGAGGCGCCGGAUCAGGUACCAGUCGGAGAGUUGCCGCGACACGUCCUCAUUUCUGCAGAUAGAUAUCUGACGAACCGCGUUGUUCCUGGAUCGCGAUGCACAGUCAUGGGUAUCUUCUCGAUCUACCAGAAUAAGGGAUCCAAGAACUCGUCGACAGGUGGUGCGGUAGCGAUCAGGACGCCAUAUCUACGAGCGGUUGGUAUUCAGACUGACAUUGACUCAACGGCCAAAGGCCACGCCAUCUUCUCGGAGGAGGAGGAACAAGAGUUCCUCGAGCUCAGCAGGAGACCAGACCUAUAUCAGAUAAUGACGGACUGCAUCGCCCCUUCGAUUUACGGCAACAGAGAUAUCAAGAAGGCAAUUCUCUGCCUGCUGCUUGGUGGCUCAAAGAAGAUCCUCCCAGAUGGUAUGAAGCUCAGAGGAGAUAUCAACGUCCUGUUACUUGGUGAUCCGGGUACCGCCAAGUCACAGCUCCUGAAAUUUGUUGAGAAAGUCGCGCCUAUUGCCAUUUACACUUCAGGAAAGGGGUCGUCUGCUGCUGGUUUGACGGCGUCUGUUCAGAGAGAUCAGUCAACACGCGAAUUCUACCUGGAAGGUGGAGCGAUGGUGUUGGCUGAUGGCGGUGUUGUGUGCAUCGAUGAGUUCGACAAGAUGCGUGACGAGGACAGAGUGGCCAUCCACGAAGCUAUGGAGCAGCAGACUAUUUCCAUUGCUAAGGCAGGUAUCACUACCAUCCUGAACGCGCGAACGUCUGUGCUUGCUGCUGCCAAUCCCAUCUUUGGCCGCUACGACGACAUGAAGACACCCGGGGAGAACAUCGAUUUCCAGACCACAAUCUUGUCUCGUUUCGACAUGAUCUUCAUUGUCAAGGACGAGCAUGAGCGUGGCCGAGAUGAGCGUAUUGCCAAGCACGUCAUGGGCAUCCACAUGGGUGGCCGAGGUGUGGAGGAACAAAUCGAGUCUGAGGUUCCUGUCGAGAAGAUGAAGCGAUAUUUCAGUUAUUGCAAAUCACGAUGUGCGCCUCGUCUCAGCCCUGAGGCUGCAGAGAAGCUGUCCUCGCAUUUCGUAUCCAUCCGAAAGCAAGUGCACGCAUCCGAGAUAGAGGCAAAUGCUCGGUCAUCUAUUCCCAUUACUGUCCGUCAGCUAGAGGCUAUCGUACGUAUCACAGAGUCGCUAGCCAAGCUGACGCUGUCUCCGAUUGCGACGGAGCAGCACGUUGACGAGGCCAUUCGCCUGUUCCUGUGCUCGACCAUGGAUGCCGUCAACCAGGGCAGCAACCAGGGCAGCAGGGAGCUCAACGAGGAAGUCAACAGAAUCGAGGCAGACCUGAAGCGACGACUACCCAUUGGCUGGAGUACCAGCCUGGCCACCCUACGCAGGGAGAUGGUCGAGGGCAAGGGCUUCAGCGAACAGGCCCUCAACAGAGCACUGAUGAUCUUGCAGAGGAGAGACACAAUUAUGUUCAGGAACCAGGGUGCCCAGGUAUACAGGAACGGGGCUUAA
Molecule: messenger RNA, 2166 nt
Organism: Phaeoacremonium minimum UCRPA7
Lineage: Eukaryota; Fungi; Ascomycota; Sordariomycetes; Togniniales; Togniniaceae
Product: putative dna replication licensing factor mcm5 protein
Exons: 4
Coding region: 1-2166 (721 amino acids)
Biological process (GO): double-strand break repair via break-induced replication; DNA replication; DNA replication initiation
Cellular component (GO): MCM complex; nucleus
Molecular function (GO): DNA replication origin binding; ATP binding; single-stranded DNA binding
Source: RefSeq, a predicted model, not a curated record